This is a messenger RNA of Spodoptera frugiperda (fall armyworm), 5913 nucleotides long. RefSeq lists its product as uncharacterized. The transcript has a single exon. Gene Ontology annotation, biological process: DNA integration. The coding region runs from base 424 to 5715 and encodes 1763 amino acids. NCBI's taxonomy places the organism in Eukaryota, Metazoa, Arthropoda, Insecta, Lepidoptera, Noctuidae. The record is from RefSeq and is a predicted model, not a curated record. Gene Ontology annotation, molecular function: nucleic acid binding.
UAACGCCGCGAGCCAGCGACGACGCACCGUGCGGGGGCCGGGGGAAAGGGAUGCCGCGACGCCAGCGCGCUGCAUGCGAGCGGCAGCGGCGACACUCGCCGAUCGCAACGGCCGAGCGCAGUCGUUUUUUUAUUAUUUUUCGUUUUCAUUAAUUAUUGUCAUAUUUUUCGUUUAUUCUUCAAUACAAAAUCACAACCACAAGCAAUUCGUUUUAUUGACCAUAAACAUUGGUCCUUCGAGCCGGAUUUCGCCAGAAACUUCGGAAGAAAAGUGGUAAAGCACGUGGUUGUGAAUUAGGUUUCGAAGUGUAUCAUUACCGUGUAUUCGUUUAUAGUGAGUGAGUGUACCAAUUAUUAUUUUUCUCUACAUACUCCGGGUGAUACUUGUAAGUACUUUUCCUUUGUCUUAUAAACAACCAUCAACAUGGGUCGAGAUUCGGAGUUGCGUGAGUUGGUUAGGAAACGAGGUAAUCUUCGUGGUAGGCUUACUUUAUUUGAAAAAUAUAUAAAUUCACUAGAUAAAACCAAUAUAUUAGAACAACAGGUCGUCGAAAUAAAAUUACGUGUGGCUAACACCGAAACGAUAUUUAGCGACUUCCAGGAAGUUCAAAGUGAGAUCGAGGGUUUGAGUGAUGAGCCAGAGUUAUCAACACAAUUAGAGAUUCGAGAAUCCAUUGAAUCACAAUUCUACAGCAGUAUGUCGUUAGCUAAGACGUGUAUUUGUAACAAAGGUGACGAUAACAUCACCAAACCUACGAAAGGUAACACUAACAGCGUCAAAUUACCUACCAUCACGUUGCCUUCCUUUGACGGUACAAUCGAGAAUUGGCUAGAAUUUCGCGACACGUUUACAUCUCUCAUUCAUAACGCAACGGAAAUUACACCUAUUCAAAAAUAUCAUUACUUACGUUCUUCAUUAAAAGGAAGUGCCUUGCAAGUAAUAAAAUCAUUGGAUUUUUGUUCGGAUAACUACGCAGUGGCUUGGGAAUUACUAACUAAUAGAUUCGACAACAAUAAAUUAUUAAUUAACAAUCAUGUACAAUCGUUGUUUACAUUACCUACUAUAAGUAAAGAAUCACCCGUUCAACUUAGAAAAAUAAUAGAUUCAGUACUUAAAAACUUAAGGUCAUUAAAAAACUUAGGCGAGUCCACAGAACACUGGGACACGUUAGUCAUCUUUCUAAUAACAACUAAACUCGAUCCUAACACUUGCCAAAAAUGGGAAGAUAAAAAGAACACCUUUGAAAAGGACUACAAACCUAAGUUAGAUGAUAUUAUUGAAUUUUUAAAAAACCGUUCAGACGUCCUUGAUAUGUUAAAGGCUCAAGGACAUAAACAAAAUACCGAUUCUCCAAAACGAUCUAUAAUUAAUUCAUCCCAAAGUCAACAAAUGCGUAGUUUUGUCGCUAACAAACAGCUGACUCGCGCAAGUACGUCCGCGGCAAAAUCAUCGCGCGCUUUUAAAUGUAUUAUGUGCGACGGAAGCCACGCGUUGUAUUCGUGCAUUACAUUCCUUAAUUUAUCUGUCCAGGAUAGGCUUACGUUUGUUCAAAAUAAAAGGAAUGUAAUAUGCACGAAUUGCUUACGUACUGGACAUGCAUUAGACGAUUGUCAGUUUGGUCCAUGCAAACAAUGUGCGCAGAAACAUAACAGCUUAAUUCACGUUGACAACACCGCGAGUUGUAACUCACUUCGUUAUAUUCCUACGCUAACGCACACUGACGCGCCAGCUAACAACGCGACGGACAGUGCACAUGCGAACACAUCUUCGUUAGGUACAAACUCUAUCACUUCUUAUCACUCGAAACAAGCCGUGCAGUCUAACACAUUAGACCAGGUUCUGCUUUCAACAGCUCUCGUUGAAGUCUGUAAUAAUAACAAUACAUACACAGUUGCGCGCGCCCUGCUCGAUAGUGGGAGCCAACGAUGUUUUGUUACAGAAUCGUUAUGUAAAAAAUUACACUUACCUACUAUACAGUCCACUCUCAAUAUAUCGGGGAUAGGUAACAGUGUCAUGUGUUCAGAACAGUCCUGUGACCUUGUCAUACGUUCGAGAUUUAACGAUUUUAGUAGACGUUUAAAUUGUUCCGUUUUACCUAAAAUUACGUUUUGUUUACCAAAUAGUCGUUUAGAUUUCAAUUCGUUUCAAAUCCCGCAAAACGUUAAACUUGCGGACCCAGACUACUAUGUACCCUCUGAAAUAGAUAUUUUGAUCGGAGCGGAUGUGUUCUGGGAUUUACUACAAGUAGGCUUAAUUCGUUUACCUACCGGGCCUUACCUACAAAAUACGCGUUUAGGGUGGGUUAUUUCGGGUACGGUUUUAGGUAAGAAAGUAUUAUCUACUAAUAACCAAACAAGUAGUAAUAAUAAUAUAAUCUACUGUUCGUUGUCAACGUCACUCGAAGGUCAGUUGAAACGUUUUUGGGAACUAGAGGAGGUUGACAGUGGCAAAUCGAGUAAUAAUACUUACACCGAAGACGAUAGGUUGUGUGAAGAUCUAUUUACUUCCACCACCAUUCGUGAUUCUGAAGGUAGAUUCGCAGUUCGAAUCCCGUUACGUGAAUCGGCUGACUCGCAUGGCGAUUCGUAUGAGUCAGCGAAGAAUAGGUUUCUUUCCUUAGAAAGAAAGUUAGAUCGUUCGCCGGAACUAAAAGGCAUGUACUCCGAUUUUCUUAAGGAAUACCUAGCAUUGGGGCACAUGACGCGUAUUGAUAGAUACCUACCACCGUACUACUUCUUACCACACCACUGCGUUCAACGGGAAAGUACCACUACAAAGCUUCGCGUAGUUUUCGACGCCGGCGCACAAACAUCGUCAGGAAAGUCGUUGAAUGACCUACAGCUGAUCGGUCCUCCGUUAUUAAACGACUUAGUAGGCAUUCUUCUCCGUUUUCGACAGUAUACUUUCGUUGCAUGCGCUGACGUCGAGAAAAUGUUCCGACAAGUACUCGUGCAGGCCGACCAACGUCAACUUCAGCUCAUUUUAUGGCGGGAUAGUAAACAAGAGCCGUUAGGUAUAUAUCAGUUGAACACCGUGACCUACGGCACCGCCUCAGCUCCGUACCUCGCGAUGAGGUGUUUACGACAGUUAGCGUUCGAAUGCGAUGACGAACUAGUUUCGUCUAAUGUAUUAAAUUCAUUUUAUUGUGACGAUUUGAUAUUUUCUCAUGAUAAUAAGCAGGAGUUGUUGACGUUGUGUGAAAACAUUAACAAGACCUUACUUUCAGGUUGUUUUCCAUUACGCAAAUGGUCGUUUAACUUUGAUGUCAGUCCGUCGGAUAGUUUCACAAAAUCAUUAUCACUUGACAAGAAUGCGCAAUGUAAAACACUAGGUUUGGGUUGGUGUAAUAGUAGCGAUGAAUUGCAUUUUAAAACUAAUUUAAAUAUCGAUGUUGACGUUUCACAACUAACUAAAAGAAAAAUCCUCUCGUUUAUAUCUCAAAUCUAUGACCCGCUGGGGUUAUUAGCGCCAGUUAUAAUUACUACAAAAAUACUUAUACAAAAGUUAUGGCUUUAUAAAAUCGGAUGGGAUGAUCCUGUGUCUUCUGAUUUGGCGUGUUUAUUUAGUAAAAUUGUCAGUUCUUUUCAAUACUUACCUCAAAUACGCGUUCCGCGACACGUUACCACGAAACACGUACAAUACCUACAGUUGCAUAUAUUCACCGAUGCUUCACAGGACGCGUAUGGCGCCUGUGCGUACAUUCGUAGCGUUAGUACAUCUAAUGAACCCGUCGUUAAAUUGUUGUGUGCGAAAAGUAAGGUCGCACCUCUGAAGCCGGUAAGCAUACCGCGACUCGAGUUGUGUGGCGCGCUAGUAGGCGCGCGUCUUUAUAAGAAGAUUAUUGAAUCCAUUAAUUUAACAUUUAAUAAUACGUAUUUUUGGACAGAUUCAACUAUUGUUUUAGGUUGGUUGCGUACUCACCCUAUUGCGUUGAAAACUUUCGUUCAAAAUAGAGUAGUCGAAAUUAAUGACUUGACUUCUGGUUGUACCUGGUCACAUGUAAGCGGCGUACUUAACCCAGCUGAUAUGUUAACUCGCGGGGUAAACUUACCUGAACUAGUCCACAAGGACUUGUGGUGGAACGGUCCCGGGUUCAUUCUCGACGGUAACCUAGAGAAAUAUAACUUACCUGACAUACCUAGUGACUUACCUGAGUUGAAACCUGACAAAGUAGUUGGUUUACAUGCGUCGUGCAAUUCGUUUCCUUUUGACAAAUUUUCUUCUUUCGUUCGUAUGACACGAUGUGUUGCGUAUAUGUUGCGUUUUAUUCACAACACUCGUCAUAAAACUAAUCACAUACAAGGUGCGUUAUCAGUCGAGGAAUUACGUAGAUCUACUAUUCUACUCGCGAGACUAAGUCAAAUAGAUUCAUUCCCGGAUGAGUAUAAGUCCUUAUCGAUUAAAUCGUCAAAUAUAAAAUAUUCGCGUAAUAUGUCGGGACUUAAUUUAUUUUUCUGUGAUGAUUUGGUUAUUAGAGUGGGAGGUAGGUUGGGUAACUCCGAUGAGUUUACCUACGAUAAAAAGCACCCUAUACUAAUCUGUAGUAAACAUAAGUUUACUUCGCUUUUGUUUGAGUUCAAGCAUAAAUACCUACUUCACGCGGGUCCGCAAUCGUUGCUCGCUACCAUCCGCGAAGAAUGGUGGCCACUCGGUGGUAGGAAUUUAGCUAGGUCUACAGUUCAAAGGUGUUUGCGUUGCGUUAGAAUGAAAGGUAAAACGUUAAGCCCAAUAAUGGGCAACUUACCGUCUAGCCGGUUGAAACCGGGUUUUCCGUUCUUGAUCACGGGCACAGACUAUUGCGGUCCUGUUCACAUUUUGAACCGUCAAGGCAAGGGUUCGCGGUUAAUUAAAUGUUAUAUUUGUAUUUUUGUUUGUUUUGCUACUCGAGCGCUCCAUCUCGAACUGGUGACAACUCUGACAACUAAUGGGUAUCUUCUAUGUCUUAAGAGAUUUAUAUCACGCAGGGGUAAACCUGCUGUCAUUUACUCAGAUAAUGGGAAAAAUUAUGUAGGUGCUGCCAAAGAUUUAGGAGAUUUUCUAGCUAACAAUUCAGCAACGUUGAUGGAUAGCAUGGCUGGGGAUGAAAUUUCUUUUAAAUUUAUUCCUCCCUACUCGCCUCAUUUUGGUGGUUUGUGGGAGGCAGGAGUACGGUCUUGCAAGUAUCACCUGCGACGCGUUGUAGGUAACAGUAACCUCACGUUUGAGGAAUUCUACACGGUAUUGGUACAAAUCGAGGCCGUUCUCAACUCGCGUCCGCUGACACCUCUAUCAAGCGAUCCCAAUGACCUGCUGGCAUUGACACCGGCACACUUUUUGAUUGGUCGUCCACUCACCACACCAAUCUGCGAGGACAUCACUGACGCUGCCACCUACCGCUUGCCGCGAUAUGACCGUAUCGAACAAAUGCGCCAACAUUUUUGGCAGAGAUGGUCAAAGGAAUUCGUUAGCGAACUACAAACUCGCACUAAGUGGCAGAAGAAUAAAGGCGAUUUGAACGAGAACACACUUGUUCUUAUUAAAGAAGAAAACCAGCCCCCACUGAAGUGGCGACUAGGACGAGUGUUGGCGGUACACACCGGUAAAGAUGGCGUUUCUCGAGUGGCCAAAAUCCGGACAGCUUCGGGAGAAAUCUUACGCAGCUUCAGCAAGAUCUGCCCACUGCCUGUCGACAUCACUCCUACUGAAAACCAAGUUUCCAGGGGGGGAGCAUGUUAACGCCGCGAGCCAGCGACGACGCACCGUGCGGGGGCCGGGGGAAAGGGAUGCCGCGACGCCAGCGCGCUGCAUGCGAGCGGCAGCGGCGACACUCGCCGAUCGCAACGGCCGAGCGCAGUCGUUUUUUUAUUAUUUUUCGUUUUCAUUAAUUAUUGUCAUAUUUUUCGUUUAUUCUUCAAUACAAAAUCACAACCACAA